Molecule: messenger RNA, 2980 nt
Organism: Pectinophora gossypiella (pink bollworm)
Lineage: Eukaryota; Metazoa; Arthropoda; Insecta; Lepidoptera; Gelechiidae
Gene: Rab18
Product: ras-related protein Rab-18A
Exons: 5
Coding region: 249-860 (203 amino acids)
Molecular function (GO): GTPase activity; GTP binding
Source: RefSeq, a predicted model, not a curated record
ACCAGUGCGCAAAACGUCAUUGUCACAUUUGUUUUGCACUAUUUUUUAAUCGCAUUUUCCCUAAAACUGUUGUAAUUCUGGUGUUUUUUAUAGUUUAUCAAUUUCUAAAGUGCUAUUUUAAUGGAUUGUACAGUUUUGUGAAAAAAAUUGAAUAGAAAUAAUACGACUUCCGGGUUUGCGUAAGAAUAAAGUGUUGGUGGAUGUUCUUAUCGAAAUUGUGAUUAAAUUGUUAGUUUUAUUAUACCACAAUGGAUUACGUGACUACUCUGAAGCUUUUAGUAAUCGGAGAAAGUGGUGUUGGCAAAUCUAGCAUAAUCCUAGCGUUUACAACAGGUGACUACAAUGCACAGUUUCCCGCAACUAUCGGUGUCGAUUAUAAAGUGAAGACGAUGGAAGUGAAUGGAGUUAAGGUAAAACUAGGGAUCUGGGACACAGCGGGACAGGAGCGGUACAGAACUCUGACCUCCAGUUUUUACAGAGACGCACACGGAGCGAUUCUCGUUUAUGAUGUAUCAGACCCUAAGACGUUGGACAAGCUAAAGGAAUGGGUGGAGGAGCUGCAAGUAUACUCAACUAAGAAGAAUAUCGUCUGCCUAGUUGUUGGGAACAAGAUUGAUAAGGCUCGGGCUGUGAGUAGGGAAGCUGGACAGGCAUUUGCUAUGAAACAUAGAAUGCUCUUUAUAGAGAGCAGUGCAAAGACAAAAGAAGGCAUAACUUUGGCAUUUGAAGAACUCGUACAGAAGAUAAUUGAAACCCCUGGCCUCUGGGAGACUGGUGGCUCAUCCUCCAACAUUCGCAUAUCAAACGAGGAGAGAAGGCAACAGGAAUCAUCCUGCUAUGACUACACUUGUACUAUAUAAUAUUAUAUGCUGUACAUAUGUAUUACUUUUAUAAUAAUGUGGAUUAGUGUAUCUAUAAUCUAAGAAAAAAAGGCGAUUUUGUCUAAGUGAUAUAGGAACGGGUGUUUAUUAAUUUCUAAUUAAAAAAAAGGUAUUUUACCAGUUAGGUAAAAUAAAAAAAAUAUAUCCGUGGACCGUAUUGACGUCUGCAAAGACUUCUCUUUCUUUCUUCCACUUCUCCCGAUCUUGGGCUUUCUAAAGAGAAAGACAUCUUGUAAAGAGAAAAACAUCUUUUAAAGCCAAGAUGUUAAAAGUUUCAGACCUCACCGCUGCCAUUGAGCGAGCGAGGACAACUUAUGUAGAGCUGUAUUUGUCAUCUCGUUUGAAAAGAGUGAUUAAAACGCCGAAGCACCUUUUGUUAGUUUAUGAGCCAUGUCAGGUCCUUUGGUGGCUUAAUAGUAACCCUGGUUGAUUAGGUUGGUACCCUCACAACCCACACGAGAGAAGAAGUUUAUGAUAGCCUCGUGGGGGUAAAAAACGUGUUCGUCUUUUAAACGUUCUAAAACGUUCAUCUAAAUAGCAAUAUUGAAAUUUGAUACUUGCUGCGCGUAAUAAAAGUAAGUGCGCAACGUCAACAAAAUGUCAAAUAGCAAUAUUGCUUUUUUUAUACAUAAAUAUUAUAUGAAUUGCUUCAAUAUGGCGUUUUUAACCUUCCUGUUCUUAUUUUUCUUAGACAAUAUCACCGAAAGGUUUUCUCUUUCAACCAGAUUUCAAGAAUAAGUCUUUAGAAAUAUUUCCUGUUUUACCUCCUUUAUAGUUAAUAUUAGGGUUCCGUAACAAAUUGUUAAGAACCCUUAGCGACUAUAUACGUUUCUGUUUUAUAUUCUUGAGCACGGUAAAGAGAACCUUAAAUAAAUUUAAUUGAACUUGUCUAGUGGAAAGACGCAUCGACAGAUUAUAGCUACAAUAUUUUACAAAUUACCAAAAAUAUAUAAAAAUUGUGCAUCCAAAAUUACAUAAGGGCGUCAUGACACCCCGGACACUUCAUACAAAACACCUCGUUUUACUCCGACGACACUACACAUUGACGUUAUCGUACACGCGCAUCUGUGUGUGUGUCGUCUGUCGCUAUACGAUUGAAGACUAAAGUAAUACCGAGGGAAGCUCAGCCGCUGGUGGGGAGCGGAGAGUUGCCGUGUAUUUAUCAUUAUUCUUUAUUGUAUGCUAUAAUUGUAUAUGCGACUUUUAUAAUGCUUGGCAUUAGUCUGAAGAAAAAAAAACCUAUACUUAGUCAAUAUUUAGUUAAAUAUUUUUAGUACAGUUACCAAUAUACAAUAGUACAAUGAAAUAUAGUGUUUGUACUUAAAAUACCUUGUGCUAUAGUAAAGUACAUCAUCUUGUUUAUCCUGUUUUUAUUCCGGGGUACUCAGUUGCGCGGCGCGAAUUAUAUCGAAGGCUUCCACCAAUGGGAGCAGCGAAUGCUAUCUACGUAGAUAGACAUCGUACGGCUAUUGGUCGAAGCCCUCGACAUAAUUAGCGCCGCGCGCGUCGUGGUUGUCGUGCAGACUCUGAAGAUAUUAAGAGGUGUGGUUUUCACAGAAACGAUGGACAAUCUGCUGUAAUAAAAUAGAUAUAAAAUAAAAUAAAUGUUAAAUUGAUCCAACAAAGUUAUCCAUAUCCAUGCUAUCUAAUUACCUUGAGUAAAUAUGAUUCUGAUUUCUGGCAAUAAUUUACUGUUGCAGAUUAUAAAUUAAAUAAAACAUAAAAGUUUUUAUUUUAUUUGUGGAAUUUUCUUUUUCGUAACUACCUAAUACGAAUUGUACAAACAUUAUUUUGCAAAGUAAAAUUUUAAGAGUUGAAUACCUAGCUUAUUUUGUACGUAACUCAUUUAUUUGUAUAAGUAGUGUGAAGGGGCAAUAGAAAAGAACAUUUUAACUAGUUUUUUUCUUCAGAUACAUGUCAUCGUAUAUUUAGUAAUGUGAUAUAAUAUAUUAUGUUGUAUGAUGCUUGCUUUUGUAAAUACACAAUUAUUACAAAAAUAUUUUAGCAAUAUCGUUGAUAUUUUAUUCAUUUUGUGUUUGUAAACCAGUGUAAAAUAUAUGGGCUUAACAGGACCAAAAUAUAAAGGUAGCUUUUAUGAA